AUGUACAUUCAGGCGGUAGCUCUGUUGGAUCUAGGCGAUUCUGGUGGCGAAAGUGCAGCUGCGGAUUUGAACAACGAAUUCGGCAAGGAUCGUGCCAUUUUCGUCGUCUGCGACGUGUCAAAGAGCGAGCAACUUAAAGAAUCGUUCAAGAAGGUAAUCGACACCUACGAGACGCUAGAUAUUCUUGUGAACAUCGCUGGUAUCAUGGACGAUGCUGAUUGGGAAAUAAUGGUCGACGUCAACUACACUGCGAAAUUUCAUUAUUCGAAUUGUCGGAUAAUUAAUCUUCGUUUCCUGCUGAUAGAAAGGUAUCGUUCAUGCGACGAUCUUGGGAUUGCACGCUAUGGGGAGAUACAAGGGUGGCACUGGCGGGAUUAUCGUGAACAUGUCGUCCGUAGCUGGCCUCGAGGGCAUCCCGAUCGCGCCAAUUUACGGUGGGACACAGUACGCCAUCGUUGGCUUCACCCAGUCGUUGAAGGUGAAAGAACGAAUGAACAAAAUCUAGCUUUUCAGCUGCUUGGCAUAAAGAGAAAAACGGCGACGUGUAAAAUUUCCAUGUUUGCCUUGGACAAUCAUUAUCACGAGAAAACUGGCAUCCGCAUGUUGACGAUAUGCCCGGGACUAACGACCACCGCUAUGGCCGCCAGAUUCAUGUCCAGCAAAGAGCACGCUAUGGAUCUCCUCGACGAAGAAACCGCCGCUGCGGCAAUGACCACCAUGCAGAAACAACCACCGGAGCACGUGGCCACCGCCAUUAUUCAACUGAUCGAGCAUGGCAAGAACGGCGCCAUUUUCGUCAUCGAAAACAAUCAACCGGCGUACGCAGUCGAAAUUCCUAGUUACAGCACGUUGAAAGUCCCGAUAUAA
Heterotrigona itama is the source of this 867-nucleotide messenger RNA. Lineage: Eukaryota; Metazoa; Arthropoda; Insecta; Hymenoptera; Apidae. The record is from the annotation of a GenBank genome assembly.